CGCCCGAGGGCUGCGCGCGGCCCGCGGGCCUCGUCGCCCGCGCGGAUCGCCGCGGCCCGGCCGUCCCGUCCCAGGAAGUGGCCGUCCUGACCGCCAUGGCUCACUCCCCGGUGCAGUCGGGCCUGCCCGGCAUGCAGAACCUGAAAGCAGAUCCAGAAGAGCUUUUUACCAAACUGGAGAAAAUCGGGAAGGGCUCUUUUGGCGAGGUGUUCAAGGGCAUUGACAAUCGGACUCAGAAAGUGGUCGCCAUAAAAAUCAUUGAUCUGGAAGAGGCUGAAGAUGAGAUAGAGGACAUUCAGCAGGAGAUCACAGUGCUGAGUCAGUGUGACAGUCCCUACGUAACCAAAUAUUAUGGAUCCUAUCUGAAGGACACUAAAUUAUGGAUAAUAAUGGAAUAUCUUGGUGGAGGCUCCGCACUGGACUUAUUAGAACCUGGCCCUUUAGAUGAAACCCAGAUUGCUACUAUAUUAAGAGAAAUACUGAAAGGACUUGAUUAUUUGCAUUCGGAGAAGAAAAUUCAUAGAGAUAUUAAAGCUGCCAACGUCCUGCUCUCUGAACACGGAGAGGUGAAGCUGGCGGAUUUUGGCGUGGCGGGCCAGCUGACAGACACCCAGAUAAAGAGAAACACCUUUGUGGGCACCCCUUUCUGGAUGGCGCCUGAAGUCAUCAAGCAGUCGGCCUACGACUCAAAGGCGGACAUCUGGUCCCUGGGCAUAACGGCGAUCGAGCUUGCCAAGGGGGAGCCUCCGCAUUCCGAGCUGCAUCCCAUGAAGGUUUUAUUCCUCAUUCCAAAGAACAACCCCCCGACGCUGGAAGGAAACUACAGCAAACCCCUCAAGGAGUUUGUGGAGGCCUGUUUGAAUAAGGAGCCGAGCUUUAGACCCACCGCUAAGGAGUUACUGAAGCACAAGUUCAUCAUCCGCAAUGCAAAGAAAACAUCCUACUUGACUGAGCUCAUCGACAGGUACAAGAGGUGGAAGGCCGAACAGAGCCAUGAAGACUCCAGCUCCGAUGACUCGGACACGGAAACGGACACAGAUGGCCAAGCAUCCGGAGGCAGCGACGCAGGGGACUGGAUCUUCACGAUCCGGGAGAAAGAUCCAAAGAGUCUGGAGAAUGGAGCUCUUCAGCCGUCGGAUUUAGAAAGAAAUAAGAUGAAAGACAUCCCAAAGAGGCCUUUCUCUCAGUGUUUAUCCACAAUUAUUUCUCCACUGUUUGCAGAGUUGAAGGAGAAGGGCCAGGCGUGUGGAGGCAACCUGCGGUCCAUCGAGGAGCUGCGCGGGGCCAUCUACCUGGCGGAGGAGGCCUGCCCCGGCAUCUCGGACACCAUGGUGGCCCAGCUCGUGCAGCGGCUGCAGAGAUACUCUCUAAGUGGUGGAGGAACUUCAUCCCACUGAAAUUCCUUUGGCAUUUGGGUUUUGUUUUUUUCCUUUUUUUCUUCUUCAUCCUCCUCCUUUUUAAAAGUCAACGAGAGCCUUUGCUGACUUUGCUGAAGAGGUGCACCAUCGCGGGGGGGCCAUCCCCCCCCACAGCGAGGUCGCCUGUCCAGGGCCUGAUGAAGUCUCCAGAUGGGGUGGGGAGGGUCAGCUCCUGCGAGCGAGCAUUUUAUUUUAUUUUAUUAUUCUUGUUUUUAAUUCUAACCAUAGUGCACAUAUCAAGGAAAGUGUCUUUAGAAACAAAAAUAAACCCUGAAAUGUAUAUUUGGGAUUAUGAUAAGGUGACUGAAGAAAUGAAACCUCAGGUAUCCUGCUUUACGUUGAUAACUCCCCCUCCCUGGGAGACGGAGAAUCGCUCUGGUGGAUCAGUGUACAGAUUUGUAUAUAGUGUCAUUUUUAAGGAAACCCUUUUGGCGUGCAUAGGGAUCACUGUGUACACACUGGCCAAGUGCUUCUGUAGAUACUGUCAGUGGGGUAAAUAUUUGACAGACCGUAACUUGAGUCUAUUGCCUUGCCUUUAUUACAUGUAAAUUUUGAAUUAUGUGACCAGUGAUUUGGGUUUGACUUUGUAUUUGCAGGGUUUGCCAUUAAUAAUAAUUAACGCCCCCCUUAUGGAACACUCCUAUAUUUGUACCUCAACAAAUGCAAAUUUUCCUCUUGUUUGCCCUACAACCCUUUUGGUACACUUAGAAGUUGAUUUCCUUUUUCAUCGAUGGUACUAUUUCUUAGUGUUUUAAAUUGGAGCAUACCUUGCCUCAUGAAGCUUUAAAUUAUUAUUUUAAAUUUCUCCCCGAUGAAGCGUUCUCGUCUCACUUUCAUUCGUGCCCUGCCAGUCCUGCGCCAGCUGUACCGUCCUUCCAGUAGGGUUUUCUGUUGCACCUUGUAGUGAAAUCUGCGUAUCAUCUUUCCCACCUAAACAUGUCUGAAUGCUUACACAAAUAAAUUUUAUAACACAGA
Molecule: messenger RNA, 2393 nt
Organism: Mesoplodon densirostris (Blainville's beaked whale)
Lineage: Eukaryota; Metazoa; Chordata; Mammalia; Artiodactyla; Ziphiidae
Gene: STK24
Product: serine/threonine kinase 24
Exons: 11
Coding region: 96-1397 (433 amino acids)
Biological process (GO): protein phosphorylation
Molecular function (GO): ATP binding; protein kinase activity
Source: RefSeq, a predicted model, not a curated record